CGGAGUACGUCGCGGUCGGUACACAACACCGAAGAAUUCAAGAGACAUUCUAACCUGAAAAUAUAUUGUGUUUGUUUACAUUGAACGUAAUGUCGUCGGGGGUAUAAUGGACAAGGGUGAGGAGACGGUCGUUUUCGUACUGGACACCCCGAAAAUGCACCCGAGGUACCGGUACCGUCGGCUGUUGCAAUUGUUCGUCUUCUUGGUGUUCGUUUUGUAUAUGGGAUUGUUGUUUUACCAUAGUUUUUAUGGGGGCGUAAACGAGGUUUCUGGGGUUUCAGUCAAGGACAAAUUGUUAUUUCCAAAGAAACGGGUGGUGGAACGCACCCUUUCCCAAGAGUCAUCUUUGAGCGACGCCUAUGAACUGUUGACUACAGAAACGUCCUCUGCUACGGCCACCAUUAGGCCGCCCACCACCACUCUGGACGACGUUUUUAUUAGCGUGAAAACCACCAGGAACUACCAUAGCAGUCGGCUACCGAUCAUCUUGAAAACGUGGUUUCAGUUGGCCAAAAAACAGACGUGGUUUUUCACCGAUACGGACGACCAGGAGUUCCAAAUAAAGACAAACAACCACAUGAUCAACACCAACUGUUCGUCUUCCCACAAUCGAAAGGCGCUCUGCUGCAAGAUGUCCGUCGAGUUCGAUACUUUUUUAAACACCGACAAAAAGUGGUUUUGUCAUUUUGACGAUGAUAACUACGUGAACGUGCCACGCCUAGUCAAGUUCCUGGGGGAUUAUAACCCGAGGGAGGAUUGGUACCUUGGGAAGCCCAGUAUCCAGGCUCCCUUGGAGAUUGUUAAUAAGGAUAAGAAAUCGCAACGUGUGAGAUUCUGGUUUGCAACUGGUGGCGCUGGAUUUUGCCUAAGCAGAGCCCUCGCCCUAAAAAUGAUGCCUAUAGCCAGUGAUGGUAAAUUUAUCAGUAUUGGUGAAAGGAUUCGGCUUCCCGAUGAUGUCACCAUGGGAUAUAUUAUAGAGCACCUCCUCAAGAAGCCUCUGACGGUCGUAGAUCAAUUUCACUCGCAUUUAGAGCCGAUGAAGUUCAUCCGGAGGGAUCUUAUUGAGGAUCAGAUAUCGUUCAGUUAUGCCAAAAUCAAGGAUGAAUGGAACGUGGUCAAAAUCGACGGUUUCGAUGAGACUUAUGACCAAAACAGGUUUUUGUCGUUGCAUUGUUUCCUCUUUCCGAGGUUCAGCUUCUGCCCGACAAGGAGAAAACGAUGAGACGACCAUAGAAAACGUCUCCGAUUGGUCAGAAUAUACGGGUGAUGACGAUAACAACGCCAAGCGUUUUAUUAUGUAUAUAUUAAAUUGUAUAUAGCCCCUAAUUGUGUUGUUAAAACAACAUAACCUAAGAAGAGGAAUAAUAAAACCGUCAUUUUGAAUGUAGUAAGCUUGUUAGGCAACCGUUUUGUUUAAUGACGUUUGGCACCUGUCAAAGCUGUCUUGUUGUGACACCUGUCAAAACUGUCACUGUGAUUUUUUCGAAAAAUUCGUUUCGCUUUAUCGGUGCAACUAUUUUAUGUUUAGUUAUCUGUGAUUUAAUUUUAUUGUAUUAUUGUUUUGCCUGUGUGUUGUAUGUACAUAAGGUUCGGAUUUAUCAACCAAGAAUACCUAAACAUAUUAAUAUCCAUGUCGUGUAAAUCAAUAGGUUAAAGUGCAAUUAUUGUAUAUAAAAAAAUAAUCCCAGUUGCUCAAUGUAACGAAGCAAAAAAAUCAAAUAUAGCAGCAAAUGUAAAAAUCUAUUUAUUUAUUAUUAAAAUAUGUUUAUUUACUGUAAUAACGUAUUUAUAAGGCAAAUCGUGCGUUGUUGUGAAUAAAUGAUUUUUGUUAUUUUA
Messenger RNA from Anthonomus grandis grandis, 1836 nucleotides. Its product is annotated as fringe glycosyltransferase. The transcript is spliced from 10 exons. NCBI's taxonomy places the organism in Eukaryota, Metazoa, Arthropoda, Insecta, Coleoptera, Curculionidae. The record is from RefSeq and is a predicted model, not a curated record. Gene Ontology annotation, cellular component: membrane. Gene Ontology annotation, molecular function: O-fucosylpeptide 3-beta-N-acetylglucosaminyltransferase activity. Gene Ontology annotation, biological process: regulation of Notch signaling pathway. The coding region runs from base 107 to 1222 and encodes 371 amino acids.